AUGAACCAUCAUCAGAAUGGGAAACUGAGUAGCUUUUGCAGACUCUUUAUUACUAUUUCUAAGAAUUUGAAAAGCAUUAUCAGGACCUGUAGACUUGUUGACUACAAGCAAACAGGAGAAAUACAGCAGCAUGAGUUAAGACGGAUUCUUGAGAUUAAUUGCUUCAGGAUGAAGGAUUCUCAAUUUGAAAAAACAAAACACUAUAAUUUGUCUUCAUUACAGCUGCACUCAGCCUAUCAGGACCUUGAAAAAGCCUUUAGAGCAUUUGAUGUCAGUCAGAGUGGAUUUGUGUCCUUGGAUUACUUAAAGUCAGUCAUAAAUGGUUUUAUCUUUCCAUUACCAAAUGAAACUUUUCAAGAGCUAAUGAGUAGAGUAAACCCAGUGAGAGAAAUAGCUGAAGUUUUCUCAAGUGACACUGUUUUUCUGAAGUUGUGCAGGCACAUCCAAGAUGCAUAUUCUUUCCUGAAGCAGGCAUUCCUUAUGAUGGAUACGCAAUUGAUAGUGGAUGACAAGGCUGCUGAAGACCAAAAAGGAAUUACACACCGGGGAGUGUUCCAUGUCAAGCACUUCCAAUUUGGAAUUUCUGUGGCAUCAGGAAUUUUCCAGCGGUUCAUAGAGGAAAUGCUAGCAGGAAUUCUCAGGGUUGUUCCUUACUCUGAUGAUGUGUUGAUUAUGGGACCAUCUAAAGAGAAACUCACUGAGAGACUCAGAGAAGUUUUAGAGAGAUUGUGUAAAGCAGAUAUCAGAGUAAAAAGAGGGAAAUGUCAACUGGGAGUUUCCAGUAUCAACUUUCUGGGUUAUCAAAUUGAUACUUCUGACAUUCACCCAGUUGAAGACAAAGACAAAGCCACCAUAGCGGAGCCCCUUCAUUGCUUAUUGAAUAAAGAAGCUCAGUGGAAGUGGACUUGCCAGCACAACGAAGUCUUCCAGGGUGUCAGGAAAUUGCUGACAUCAGACUCUGUCCUUGUUCGCUAUGAUGAGCAGAAGCCACUGUCCAUUAUUUGUGAUGCCUUGCUGUUUGGUGUUGGCGCUGUCCUCAGACGAGAUGGAAAAAUCACUAGAAACGAGCUUUGUCGCAUUUUAGAUUGUUUCCUAUUUCAAAUAAAUGAUGAGGAGUUGCAAGACCUAAUCAAGCUAAUUGAUCCAGAACACACUGGGCACCUCAGCUACCAUAAAUUUUUAGACUUGUUUGAAGAAAAGGAAUCUCUAUUUGCAAAAAUGAAACAGAUUGAAGAUCAAACUAACAAACAUACCAAGAAUAGAACUGUUGAUGAAGUAAUUGAAAGGCUGAAGGACAAUGUGAUACAACAGGAAGCGAGUAUUAAAGACAGCUUUCUUGCAUUCAACAAGCAAUCAAGUGGCAAAAUUAGUAAAGUUGAUUUCAGAAAGAUGUUAGAGGAUCAUGGGAUGCCAAUGGAUGACAAUCAAUUUAAUCUACUAACUGAAAAAUUAGGAUUCCCAGAUAGAGGGUUGAGUUAUCUUGAUUUUGUAGCUUCAUUUGAUGGUAGACCAAAACAGAUGAGAAUGGAUGCAGAACUAGCUUGUGAUCAGGCUCAUUACUACCUUGUUAUCAAAGUGCAAACCAGAUGGCAUGACCUAGCAAGGAACUUCCGUGAAUUUGACAGAGAAAGAAAUGGCAUUGUGCAGCCAAAGGAUUUAAGAAAUGUCUUGUACAGAUUUGCCAUUCCAAUCACCUCAACAGAAUUUGAGAAGCUUUGGGCAAGGUACGACACAGAUUUAAAAGGCUACCUUACUUGCCAAGAAUUUUUACAGAAGAUGGGGGCAGAGAACAUACCUGCUGACAUUGGGCUAAGUAGCCAGAUAGCAGAAGACAACUGUGAAACCUUAAAGGCACGCUUCAGUAAUCAACAGAAGAAGCAUUCAAAGCUGGAAGAACAGCAGAAACAGCAAACUCAAGCCCUUCCCAUCAGUGAGAUUAAAAAGCAGAUCAAGGAUAAAUUUAGGGAUUACUUCCAAAACUUCAACAAGGCCUUUUACAAGAUGGAUAAAAAUAGAGAUAGCUACAUAACAAUAGAUGACCUGUGCAGGAUACUGCAGGAAUUAAACUAUUCUCUCGAUGAAGAUUACUUAGGAAUCAGCAUUCAAGACAGCAAGCUCUCUUAUGUUGAUUUCCUGAGAGCCUUUGAUGAUAGCAGAGCAUCUAAAUACCAGCAGAGACAAAAGCAGGCUGCACCACCUGCAAGCUGCACAAUGCUCAGCUUAAAAAAGACCCUAACUAAGAUCAAAGAAAUAGUUACAUCUUCAUACGAUUUGUUAUACAAGGCUUUUUCCUUGUUUGCUAUGGAGGGCACUGGGUUAGUUAAAGUGCUGGAGUUCCAUCAGGUACUUGACCAUUUCUGUUUUAAAUUAUCGAACAAACAAUUCAGGCACCUUUUCAAGAAGCUGAAGCUCUGUGAACCACGCACAGUAGAUUGGAAAAUUUUCUUGCAUAAUAUUCGCCUCCUCUCAGAGGGAGUACGAGUUGAUGUACAGAGAUAUGACAUCCAUCGUGUUAGCUGGAAACUUGUCAAUGGAGAAAAUACACUAUCAAAGGAGGACUUCAGGAGGGUUUGUAACCAGCAUUUUAUGCUUCUAACAGAUGAACAAUUUGAAAACCUCUGGAACACAGUGCCUGUCACUGCUGAUGGGAAAUUAAAGUACUGUGACUUUUUGAAGACAUUCAAUGCUGAAGCACUGACAAUGCCAUCAGACACUCCAGUUGCAAACAAUCCUGCAUCUGCCUCCAACUGUAGUACUCCUGCAGAGCCUGGGUCACAGUUAUCUUCUCAGCCUUCAUGCCCCAAAACAGCAUCUUCAGCUUUUGGUCGAAGCAAAACUCCAAUAUCCAGCCGACCUCAUACAGCAGUGGCAUGGUCCCCACCUUUGCUGAACUGUGAACCAAUAGAAAAUAAGAUAAGAAAGAAUAUUCAGCAUUCCUGGAGAGAAAUAUUGAAAGAAUGCAAAGAAAAGGAUGUCAGUCAGCUAGGAGAAAUCCCAGGGUCUGAUUUCUCAGCUAUAGCGGAGAAGUUCAAUUUGGAUUUAAGUAAAGAAGAAUUUAGCCAAAUAACAACAAAAUAUGACAUUAAGAACAAUGGAAAAUUUGCAUAUUAUGAGUUCCUUCAAUGUUGUGUCCUGUCAUUGAAACCUCAAGGAAGUUCAGUGUUACAAAGGAUGGUUGUUCAGAAGUUACGGGAGCCGAGGAAUCCUGGACCACAGAGUCUGACAUUUUUCAAGGCAAUGCUAAAAAUUCAGCCCCAGAUCUUGUACUGUUGGAGACCAAUGAGACGAUCUUUUAAAUCCUAUGACAAAAGUAGAACUGGACUGUUAAACAUUCAGGAUUUCAAACAGGUUCUGCGAGAGUACAGUGUCAACCUAUCUGAAGAAGAGUUUUUCCACAUUUUGGAAUUUUAUGAUAAAGCCUUAACAUCAAAAGUAUCCUAUAAUGAUUUCCUUAGGGCAUUCCUACAGUAGAAAAUGGAAGGGGUCAUCAAGUGCAAGAAACUGCAGCUAACAGAGAUAGUAGCUGAUUUAUACAGUUUGAUUGCCAAUCAAUAAAUUAAUUGAGCAUG
Molecule: messenger RNA, 3569 nt
Organism: Alligator mississippiensis (American alligator)
Lineage: Eukaryota; Metazoa; Chordata; Crocodylia; Alligatoridae
Gene: EFCAB6
Product: EF-hand calcium binding domain 6
Exons: 23
Coding region: 1-3471 (1156 amino acids)
Cellular component (GO): nucleoplasm
Molecular function (GO): calcium ion binding
Source: RefSeq, a predicted model, not a curated record